Larimichthys crocea (large yellow croaker) is the source of this 8714-nucleotide messenger RNA. RefSeq names its product plasma membrane calcium-transporting ATPase 1. The coding region runs from base 554 to 4135 and encodes 1193 amino acids. Gene Ontology annotation, molecular function: P-type calcium transporter activity; PDZ domain binding; ATP binding. The record is from RefSeq and is a predicted model, not a curated record. The transcript has 24 exons. Gene Ontology annotation, cellular component: plasma membrane; intracellular membrane-bounded organelle. Gene Ontology annotation, biological process: regulation of cytosolic calcium ion concentration; calcium ion transmembrane transport. Lineage: Eukaryota; Metazoa; Chordata; Actinopteri; Sciaenidae.
UGCCGGACCGUUGACUUUUAAACCAACCGCCGAUGGAGCUACAUAUCAGACAUAUAUCAGAUGUGCACUGGGAGUCAGAGGCGAAUGUGAGCAGUUUUUCACCAAAACAGCAGCAGACAGAGAAAAGGGGACUUUAUUCCUUCCUUUAAACGGAUUGAUCUCGAUCAGAAUAAGCUGGUUUAAACGCCCUGCUGGGAAAUGGACAAACCCCUAUAAAGUGAAGACGCUGCCCUGCUUCACCAACACAACCACAGGACGUGAUUUGAUCGAGGAUCCCCCCCGAGUGAAGGAAGAUAUGUUUGUACAAUCUGAUAGCGACUGUUCAGGGUCUCCCUCCAUGAAAUGCUUCAGAAGCAAGAACAUGUUUCCGUGAGGAGCAUGCACAUCCGGGUCUGGAAUUAACUUCAAAACCUUCAAAAUCUUCUAUCUUGAGACCUACACACUACCUACAAACCCUCUGAUCUCACUACGCAGUUCAACGUUUAGAUCAGUUUGACAAAGACACUCGAGGAACAACAAUAACAGUAACAACACUGCUGUGAAGAGGACCAACAUGGCCAACAACACGGCAGACCACCCUCCGGGGAAUUCGGUUGCAGAGGGCAACCAUGACGGGGACUUUGGGGUGAGCGUGGAAGAUCUAAGGGGCCUGAUGGAGCUGCGGAGCGCCGAGGCUGUCGGCAAGAUACAAGACACGUAUGGAGAUGUGCAGGGCCUCUGCCGCCGCCUGAAAACAUCACCUAUAGAAGGUCUGUCUGGUAACCCUGUUGAUUUGGAGAAACGUCAUGCAUUGUACGGCCAGAACUUCAUCCCCCCCAAGAAGGCCAAGACGUUCCUGCAGCUGGUAUGGGAGGCUCUGCAGGACGUCACACUCAUUAUCCUGGAAAUUGCUGCCAUCAUCUCACUGGGCCUGUCCUUUUACCACCCACCAGGGGGCGACAGCGAAGCAUGCGGCCAGGUCGCAGGCGGUGUCGAGGAUGAGGGCGAGGCCCAGGCUGGCUGGAUCGAAGGUGCUGCCAUUUUGUUUUCAGUCAUUAUUGUGGUCCUGGUGACAGCCUUCAAUGAUUGGUCCAAGGAGAAGCAGUUUCGUGGGCUGCAGAGUCGCAUCGAGCAGGAACAAAAGUUCACUGUCAUCCGUAAAGGCCAGGUGAUCCAGAUCCCUGUGGCUGAGAUCGUGGUGGGAGACAUCGCUCAGAUCAAAUAUGGAGACCUGCUGCCUGCCGAUGGGAUCCUGAUCCAAGGCAAUGACUUAAAGAUUGAUGAGAGUUCUCUGACCGGAGAGUCCGAUCAGGUCCGCAAGUCUCUGGAGAAGGACCCCAUGCUGCUGUCCGGGACCCACGUAAUGGAGGGAUCAGGCAGGAUGAUGGUGUCGGCUGUUGGACUGAACUCACAAACCGGCAUCAUCUUUACUCUGCUGGGUGCCAGCGAGAAUGAUGAAGAGAAGAAGGUCAAGAAAAGUAAAAAACAAGGACCCCCUGAAAAUCGCAACAAAGCCAAAACCCAGGAUGGCAUCGCCCUCGAGAUCCAGCCACUGAAGAGCGAGGAGGCCGCCGAGUCAGAGGAGAAGGAAGAGGCCAAGCCAGUGAAGAAGGUCAAUGUAACCAAGAAGGAGAAGUCAGUGCUGCAGGGCAAACUGACCAGACUGGCUGUACAGAUUGGGAAGGCUGGGCUGAUCAUGUCGGCUUUGACCGUCAUCAUCCUCAUCCUCUACUUUGUGAUCGAUACCUUCGCGGUUCAGGGUCGUUCUUGGGUGAAGGAGUGCACCCCAAUCUACAUCCAGUACUUCGUCAAGUUCUUCAUCAUCGGCGUGACUGUGCUGGUGGUGGCCGUUCCUGAGGGGCUGCCACUCGCUGUCACCAUCUCCCUGGCCUAUUCUGUCAAGAAAAUGAUGAAGGACAACAACCUGGUGCGUCACCUGGACGCCUGUGAGACUAUGGGCAACGCCACAGCCAUCUGCUCCGACAAGACGGGCACGCUGACCAUGAACCGUAUGACGGUGGUGCAGGCGUACGUUGGCGACACGCACUACAAAACUGUCCCCGAACCGGAAGCCAUCAAACCAGAGACUCUGGAAGUGAUGGUCAACAGUAUCUCCAUCAACUCUGCUUACACCACCAAGAUCCUGCCUCCAGAGAAAGAAGGCGGCCUGCCACGCCACGUGGGCAACAAGACCGAGUGUGCUCUGCUAGGCCUGGUGCUGGACCUCAAGAGGGACUACCAGCCAAUCAGAGAAGAGGUCCCUGAAGAGAAACUGUACAAGGUUUACACCUUCAACUCCUCCCGCAAGUCCAUGAGCACAGUGCUAAAGAACGCGGAUGGAGGCUUCCGCAUGUACAGCAAAGGAGCUUCUGAGAUCGUCCUGAGAAAAUGCUCUCGUAUCUUGGACGCCCAGGGUCAGCCUCGUGUUUUCAAGCCAAAGGACCGUGACGAGAUGGUGCGUAAAGUAAUUGAGCCGAUGGCGUGCGACGGGCUGAGGACCAUCUGCGUGGCCUACAGGGACUUUCCGGCCUCAGCAGGAGAGCCAGACUGGGACAGCGAAAACGACAUCCUGAACGAACUUACCUGCAUUGUCGUGGUCGGCAUCGAGGACCCCGUCAGACCUGAGGUACCUGAGGCUAUAACUAAGUGCCAGCGUGCAGGCAUCACUGUACGUAUGGUUACGGGAGACAAUAUCAACACUGCACGCGCCAUAGCAACCAAAUGUGGCAUCAUUCAGCCUGGGGAGGACUUCCUGUGUAUGGAGGGCAAGGAGUUCAACCAGCAGAUCAGAAAUGACAGAGGAGAGGUGGAACAAGAGCGUCUGGACAAAGUUUGGCCUAAACUACGCGUUCUGGCUCGUUCCUCACCAACAGACAAACAUACACUGGUGAAAGGCAUCAUUGACAGCACAGUCGGCGAAACCCGACAGGUGGUGGCAGUGACUGGCGAUGGCACCAAUGAUGGCCCGGCCCUCAAAAAAGCGGAUGUUGGCUUUGCCAUGGGAAUCGCUGGAACAGACGUGGCAAAGGAGGCCUCGGACAUCAUCCUGACCGAUGAUAAUUUCACGAGCAUUGUCAAGGCCGUUAUGUGGGGAAGAAACGUUUAUGACAGUAUCUCUAAGUUCCUGCAGUUCCAGUUGACCGUAAACGUGGUGGCCGUGAUCGUGGCGUUUACCGGCGCCUGCAUCACACAGGACUCCCCGCUGAAGGCCGUCCAGAUGCUCUGGGUAAACCUCAUCAUGGACACUCUUGCAUCUCUCGCUCUGGCCACCGAGCCGCCAACUGAGUCUCUGCUGCUGCGUAGACCGUACGGCCGUGACAAGCCACUGAUAUCCAGGACGAUGAUGAAAAACAUUCUUGGCCACGCCGUGUACCAGCUUGUCAUCAUCUUUACCCUGCUGUUCGCUGGUGAGAAGAUUUUUGACAUUGACAGCGGCCGCAACGCUCCCCUGCACUCGCCACCAUCAGAACAUUACACCAUCGUGUUCAACGUGUUCGUCAUGAUGCAGCUUUUCAAUGAAAUCAAUGCUAGGAAAAUCCACGGUGAGAGGAACGUGUUCGAGGGCAUCUACAAGAACCCCAUCUUCUGCAGCGUGGUACUGGGCACCUUCGUGUUGCAGGUCAUCAUUGUUCAGUUUGGAGGGAAACCGUUCUCCUGCACGGCUCUGACUGUCGACCAGUGGCUGUGGUGCACGUUCAUCGGUGUGGGCGAGCUGCUGUGGGGACAGCUGAUCUCAGCCAUCCCAACCCACCACCUGAAGUUCCUGAAGGAGGCCGGUCACGGCAUCACAAAGGAGGAGAUCCAUGAGGAGGAGCUGACCGAGGGCGCAGAUGAGAUCGACCACGCUGAGAUGGAGCUGAGGAGAGGCCAGAUCCUCUGGUUCAGAGGCCUGAACCGCAUCCAGACACAGAUUAAGGUGGUGAACGCGUUCCGUAGCUCCCUGUACGCGGGGCUGGAGAGCCCAGAGUCCCGUAGCUCCAUCCAUAGCUUCAUGGCCCAUCCCGAGUUCGUCCCACUGUCCGAGGAGGAGGCUCGCAUCCCCCCCAUCGAGGAGACUGGAGACGAGAUCGACCCCCUCCCUAGCCCCUCCUCUGGGGCGGGGGGAGGAGGAGAGCCGCCCAGCGCCUUCCCCCACAGCCACGAGUCAUCCAUCUGAGCUCCUCAUCCCUCCUCCUCCUCCUCCUCCCUCCUUCCUCCCUCCUCCUUCAUGUCAUCUGAACUGUCGCACUGAGGAGGGAAGUCAUCGCUCUGCUCAUCUCCUCAUCCUGCACGCUUCACAUCGUCUUCAUGCCGCCUCAGUCAUUCCUGCCACGUUGUGUUUUUUUCAUACUGACUGUGGCGUUGUUCUGCCUGUAAGUGUGUCCCUUCACCACCACCACCACCACCACCACCACCACUACACGUGGGUGUAGUCGAGCGUGGAGUCGAGCGUCUCCACAGUGGAAGGCCUGUUCUUGUUCAUUCAUGUUCAUAUUUUUUACUUUUGAAAAGCUUUUAACGUCGGGUUCGAUCUUUUUGCGGGACUUGCAGCAGCAUGUCGUGUUCUGUACUCGCUUCAUUCCUGCGUAACACUCAAACAAAAACGGCACCGAACUUUUCAAAGAGUGCAGUGAUUCUCAUGUACAUACGUUUUCGUUUCCUCCUCUACACAGCUAACAGCCGGGUUUGGUGUUUCCGAAGAUUUUUAGUCAAAUGCAAAAAUGUAACCUUAUUUUUGUUUUUGUUUUUAAAACCUCUUACGAUUGUUAAUUCAAACUCCUCAGAAUGUCUUGUGAGUGUGACACUACAGUCUUCAAGCUUCAACUGUUAAAAGAAAUGUUCUUCCCUUUAUCGUGUCUGUAUGUGUUUGGUUUUUCUUUAGCUGCUGUGUUGCAUGUGGAAGGACAGAAUGUUUACUACCCAAAAAUAUCUUAACGCGGCGGGCGUCCGAGGAGAGCGCUCGCUCUCAGCUCAGCUCAGCUCAGCACAGCACAGCGGGGGUCCGACCAAAACUCAUCUGGUUCUCUCUGCCUCCCCCACUUCCUCCCCCUCAGUACGUCCACAGUGUCGAUAGGAAACGGGAAGUUUCCCCUCCUCCAGUAGGGUGCAUGUUCUGUUUCAUUCGUGUUAAGUCGCAUGAUAACUUAGGAAUGAAUAUUUGGGGUUCAGUUUAGACAACCACGUGUGUGUCGUCUGUCCGGAGCGCCGUUAGCUUCCUGUCUGCAGGGCUGAGCCUCAUCAAUACUCAAGUUAAAGCCCUGAAAUACACUCAUGAGUGUCACUUAUGCUAAGAGCCUGGAGCCCAUCGCAUCCUAUAGAGGGUGGAAAAGGUUGAUACUCCUCAGUUCAGCCGGUGGUGCUGAUUAAAAUGAGGCUGCAUGACUUAAAUAUCAACAGGACGCAUCUUCCUGCUGCCGCUCCUCGUCUCGUUCUACUUGAAGGAUGAGGGUAAACGUUUAUCGUGGGCUGAAAGGUCAACUGACAGGCCUAAAUAAGACCCGCCCUCUUGAAGUCUGACAACCAAUAAAAAUGACCUGUGACACAGUGAGGUGACAAACAGACAGUAUGGAUGAGUUCAGUCCAUCAGACAGGAGUCUGGACCGUCUGUCUGCGUUCAACAUGACUCUUAGUACCACUCCUUGUGUUUUCGUUCGCUCGCUUCUCCGACUUUAACGUACAGAAACUCGGAUCAGCUGUCAGUGACAGUUCCUCUCCCCGUUCUGCUGCUUGAUCAGACAGACGUCAGCGCGGCGAUGAUGUCAGCUUGUAGUGUUAAAUCCACUGUGUGUCCGUGCCGCCGCUCAGUACUUCCUGCCUGCCGUUUGUCCGCAGAUUACUGUCUUAAAAGAAGAAGGAGUCAUCUUCCAAUCAGAAGCAGCGAUGCGUCUAAUCCCCUCUUAGUCUGACUAGCAGCCAUCAACCUAUCUAUGAACCAGAACACGUUAUUGAAGUAAUGUGCUACUACUGCCAUAUUUCCAACGUUUUGUCAUGACUAGGUUCUUCCUCUCCCCUCUGAUGAGCUUUUUCUAUGUAACUCAGAGCCAUAUUUUAUAGGUUGUCUGUAUUGUUUUUUAUCUCAUUGUUAUCAAGGUUUCCUUUGGACUUUCUCACCCGAUCCUCGACCCUCCCUCCCCUCCCUCCCUCGGCCCUUUACUCCAAACAUGACCAAAAAGCAAGGAGAAAAUCUUCAGUCAUCACUGCCGAACCAAGUUUAAAGGACCUCUACAAUGUUUACAUGAAAAGCAAGUGGGUGGCAGUUCGCCUGCGCUUCUCUCAUCCGACCACUUCCCUUUCAUUCCCUUGCUUUCCUGAAUCUUAGAGUUACUAUUUAACUAAAUGGGGAAUCUUUCUUGCAUGGUUUUCAUAUAAAAUUCAAUGUUUUGCUCAUUUUUUACAAUUCUUCUGUAUUUUUAUAUUAAGUACUUUUUAAUAUUUUGGAGAUAUAUGAAUAUAUAUGUAUAGGCUGAAGAGUUUGGUGACAGUACAGUACAUGAAUGAGAUGAAUCUAACGUGGACUAACGUCUUUUUACAGCUCUGAAUAUUUAUGCCACGUGUGUCGUCUUGGUCACCUGAUGUUAGGGCUCAGAAACCUGCAGUGACUUGUUUACUUCCUGUUGGCCGUUCAAAUUGGGAAUCUCAACAAUCUUAAGUCUCAUCAGCCCCCUUUUUACAUGAGUAUCUUCACUUAAAUAUGUUGUGAUACACUACACGCUAUGUGAUUUUCGCAGUUAUCCAACUCCAUUAGAGUUCAGCAGAUGCAACGUGAAUACAGCUAACUGUAUCAAACAUUAAAUGGGAGUGUAUAAUUAUUUAUCCAACCUCUGGGUUUCUUUGUUUCUGUACUUUGAAAGCUACUACGACUUGAUUUCUUUGAACGAGUGGACUGAUGCUGUUUUCCAGCUGACUGGUGUCGGAGCUGACGACCUUAUAGAGGAUCAAAGCUGUGUCCCGCUUCAGGCCCCGUCCCCUCCGAUCCCACUCAGAUGGACCAAAACCGAAAAAAGUAACUCGAGGACCAAAGUCGAGCCAGCAAAACCAAAACAAACCAAUGAGUUACUUUGAGCCCGCCAGCCAGCGUAGAGGGCUUUGAACCCAAUGUGCAUAAAGUUCCUGAUCCAGAAGGGACUCGAUCCAAGAUCUAGAGCAACACAGCAGACCCAGCUCGUUUCCUAGAAACCGAUCGGACCCUUGAAGUCCCCCAAAACAAAACAUGAAAUCAUUUAAUGGGUCGUCCAAUCAGGAGACAUCUCUUUAAUUUGGACAUCUGAGGAGGCGGGGCCUGUGCCGGGACGCAGCUGUAGGUGUCCUCACCAUUUUAUACCAACAGAAACAUUUUUGCAGGAAGAGAGCAGGACUGUUAAAGCACUUGUGACAUCACUUCCUCCUCCUGCCGUUCAGAGACGCGUCUUCCAAACUCUGACGCGUUUUUCUUUAAUUUUUUUGUUUUUCCUCUUUUGUUCUGUUGUACUGCUGAAUCUGACAAACACCUCCAGCACAGAAACGCUCCUUACAGUCAGUGCAAUGUAAAUAUUGUCAUAUUAAGUGAAUGACGUGUACCUGCUGUCUGGAAAUGGGAGAGAGGGCAAUCAGCCAAUCAUCACCCAGCAAAGCUUUAAGAAUGUUCUGCCAAAGUCGCUUCUCUCUUUCCUUUCUCUUCGUCUGCACACGUUGGUUUAGAAAGUUUGCCGUCUCUCCUCCCUCUCCACAUCCCGCCUGGAUACGAUCGUCCCUCUGCUCUCGCCACCUCCUCGGCUUGCGGUGGUCGUCUGUUGGACUGGUUGGACUGGUUGCCCUCACGUCUCAUGCCAGGUGCACAGUGGCAGCCCUGCCAUCAUCAGAGACACUCCACGCUUUUUAUUUGUGCUUCUGGUUUCAGGCACGUCACAAAUGUAAAAAAGAAAAACAGUCCAGAUGAGACUCAGCAGCGGACUGAAAAUCUUCACCUGGUUUCAGUUUUCUGAAGGUUCUUUGUUUCGUUUUGGGGUUUUGUUUUUUUUGGGAGUUUAAAUGAUCUCAGUUCGCCUCCUGUAGGACUUCUGUAUGGAAAAAUAACUCGCUUGUUAUCCCGUCAUUGUUGCAUUUUGACUACGUUGCUUCCUCUUCAGAGCACUGCCUUUCUCAGAACAGCUUCCUGUCGUCGGAUAUUAAAGGAAACGUUUGGAGAACCUUCACAUCCACUUCAGAAAUCCACAAAUAUAAAAAAAAAAAGGUUCAAACGAACUGGAAUCUCACAGUUGGAAAAGUCAUAACCACUUACACGUAUCUAUAUAUUUAUAUAUUAUCAUAGAUAUAUUUGAUUUCUCAUUGCAAAAAAGACUGAAAAAGAUUUGUUUUCUGUAAUUACUAUGAUACACAGUAAUAGGCGUUGGUGUUAUUUUUGUAUAAACAUAAUAUCAUCUAUGUGGCAUGCAUGACAUAUAUACAAAAUUUGGUGGUUUAAAGCAAUAUGUCCGACCUGGUGCGAUUGGUUCCGUCGUGUUCUGUGUAGCCUAAAAAAAACAAAAAAAAAAACACACAAAAAGAAAAAAAAAAACUGCAUUUGGAUAAAACUAACUGUUCAGUAUAUGUGUUCAAUGUUCUGUGUUCUGCAUGUUUUAGUAUGGAAUGAAACAUCCUCCCCCCAAAAAAUGUUGACUUGUUUUUCCGAACGAAUCUCAAAAACACACGAGACAUCACACACAGACACGCACACACAUGUAUUUGCACUGUGAGGUGAAACACACUGAGGAAAUGAAACUGUGUGACUUCUGAUGGAU